AUGGGCUUUCAACUGAGUCAAGAAAUUGGCAUGGAUACUUUGAGAAAUGAGGCUGGCGUCAAGAUGGAUACACCAGAUCUUAUUGAUGCAAAUGGUGAUCAUGCCCAAGCAAACAGUGAUGCAGAUGGUGAUCAUGCCCAAACAAACAGUGAUGCCCCAACUGCCUCCACAUCAACAGUUGAUGGUGCAGCAUCUAAGACAACAACAAUUGGUGCAAAAGAUAUUGGACAAAUAGUCGGGCCUCCCCACCAACAAGUAAUUGUUUUUGGCCAGGAUCAGAAUAAAAAACAGAAAAUCACUCUCACUUCAGAGCAAAUUCGUGCUUUAGCACAUAGAGCCCACAGCGCAAAGAGACAAACAUUGGUUAUAUUACCAACAGACAAACAAGAGCAAGAGCUUGAUACUACCACUGAAGCGCUCAAGUUAGCUGAGCCAAAUCAAGAAAUAAUUGUUAUUAAAGAUGCUGAGCCAACUCUAGACAUGGGUAAAGACAAACUAGGACAAUCUAAAGAUAAUAAAGGUUCAAAAGUUGGUACCCCCAUAACAAUCAAAGUAGACAGUAAAAGUGGUUUCGCUGAAAUAAACGCCACUGGACCAAAGACACGUUUAAGUACAGCAAAGAAAACAAAUACAACUGGAGAGCCUUCUCCAGUAACCACAAGUCUUGAGAGAAAAUCUGCUCAAAUGAACAAGCAAAAGGAUGGAAGUGGAGAUCACAUUGAAGCAGUUAGAAAGGAAGAAGACACUAAUCCCUUACUUGAAGCUGUAAAACUGCGUCCAAGAUCAGCCCAUUCAAAAGUGGAAUCUGAAGAAAAUCCUUCUAAACGAUAUCGAACUCGCUCAGGAAAAGCAGGUCCCAACCCGAAUGGAUCGAAUACAUUAACCUCUGGAAAUAAGAACAUUGCAACUCCUGAUGAGAGAAAAGAGAAGACUAUUGUUCAGAAAAAAUCCAUUGAACCUAGAGUGUUAAGAAAACGAAAUGAACCACCUAGCCCUGUUGAGGAUGCGGAUAGUAGUGGUGCUAAGAAAGAUGUAGAUUUAUCUGAAACCUCAACAAAGAGGACAAUUCAUGUGGUGCAGGUAACUCCAGUAGGAAAGAAGAAGCGAACAGCUAAGAAAGAUCAAGAAUCACCUAGCACUGUUGAGGAUGUUGAUAGUGUUUGUGCCAAGAAAGAAAUAGAUGUAACUGAAACCUCAAGGACAAUUCACGUGGUGCAGUUACCUCCAGUAGAAAAGAAGGUUACUAAGCAAGCUGCUAAGAAAGAUCAAGAAUCUACACCUAGAGUUCCUGAUAAAGAAGAACCUGUAAAGAAAAUAUCCAAAAUGACACCCCAAAAACCAAAACAAGGUCUGAAGUGUAAAAAGUGUGGCGAAGAAUUCACAAAUGCCAAUGGUUAUAUGAAACAUAUCACCAGUGAUAAGGUCUGUAGCUAUGAUAUGACUGUUGUACCUUCAAGAUACACAUGUCCCCACUGUGUUGGUGUGUCGUUCGACAACAAAGUGACUUAUAACCAGCACCUGGCUUACCAUCAAAAAGAAGAUAGUGGUAAACGUGUUAAAAGGCAGGGGAGAUAUAAGAAAGAGAAAGUAACUGCUAGUAUAGUAGUGGAAGUAAUUAAUGAUGGAAAUCAAAAUAAGGCUGACUCUAUGAAUACAUCCAUUAAUCCUAUCACUCCUAAGUCCAAAAAUGUUAACACAACAAACAAUACUGAUGCUCAUGAGUUACAGCGUAAGUCUACAAGAAAGAGAUCGAAAAAAGUUGAUGAUGAUUUUGAAUUUGAAGAAUAUGAACUUGAAGAAAAUGAUGACGAGAUUGUUGAGGAAAUUGAGUAUACAUUUGAAAUCAGGGAAAAUACUGAUGACAUGGAAAGUGAAGAGAAUGAUGAUAAAGGAGAUGAUAACAAUCAAGAUGAAAUGGACCCUGAGUCCAAUGACAAGCUAGGACCAUUUAAGAAAACUAAAGCAAGAAAGAUUUUGGAAAAGGCAGCCAAAGCACCUGCUAACCAGGAUGAAUUUGGACGCAAAUAUAGCUGUAAGGAAUGUGGAGAGUAUUUCGAGAAUACCCAGCUACUAUCUUUACACAGGCGUUCAGAAAGUCAUGAUGGAUUCAAACCAUUCAACUGUCCAUACGGUGACUGUGACUUCAAAACAGCUGCAGUCAUAGAUCUUAACAAGCACAUUAAUAGACUACAUACAGGAGAAGAUGCUUUGGUCAGCAAGAGCACGAAUGCAUCGAAGUGUAAAUUUUGUGACCAGUAUUUUGCAACUAAGCUUACGUUAAAGCAACAUCAAACAGAUGGAGUAUGCAAGAAUGCACAAGACGGCCUUUACAAAGGGAAAAGUUAUACGAAGACUAUAAACACCAAGGUGUUCUCUGAAAAUGAUUGGAUGAAGCCCUGCAACUUUGAUGUUCGCUGCGUUGAUGUGGAUUGCAGCUUGAUGUUCAGUUCGCAGGAUGCAGUAGACAGUCACAUAGCUAAUCAUGAGACAGAACAACAUCUACACUGUAUCCUUUGUGGCGCUGUUCAGAAGUCCUUAGAAGAGCAUAACAACCACAUCAUUCAACAACAUAAGUAUCUAUUCCAACUUGAGCUCAGCAACAAUAGUGAUGAUUAUAUUGAAUUUGAACCCCCAGAGGAUGCUGCCCAGAAUGUGGAAGAAACUGGGAAACAAGAUAAUGUUGCUGCUGAUGGAGAGGAGAACACAGAUAAUGUUAUAAAAAAUCCUGAAAUUGCAGAUUACAGCCCAGAUGAUGUGACAGGCAGCAGAUUCCAAAAUGUAAAAGGUCCAUCAAUGUUAAAGAAAAUGUUUCAAUGCCCUGAAUCUUAUUGUAGCGCUUCAUUCCAAACCAAAGAGCGCCUUCUGUAUCAUCUACACUCAAAAUCGCAUGGAGGAAAAGUCCCAUAUAAAUGCUAUGACUGUUUCAAGAUCUUUGGUAGUCUCUCAGUUACUGUGUCUCACUACGAUACUCACCAUUACGAGGAAAAUACUGCAGCAUGUCCAGUAUGUGCUAUUCCGGCACGACGAAUGCUAUACAUCAAUGAACAUCUCAGGAACCAUCAUAAAGUGAAUCUUCGUGUGACAAUACAGGACAGUGAGAAAAAUCUUGGUCCAUCUGAACUUCCGACUUACAUAUGCGGUGACUGUGGCAAGGGUUACCAAAGCCUCAGCAAAGUACGUUUCCACCAACACUCUGACAGCCAUGGCGGACUUGUCCCAUUCCUUUGUGAGGUUGAUGGGUGUGAAGAGAGCUUUGGUUCAAAAAGGGCACUUGCGCAGCAUGUAGACCAAUUUCACAGGAUAAGACCAAUGUUUCCCUGCCCAGAGUGUGAUGUGGACUUCACAUCUCUUGUACAGGUGAACAGGCAUCUGACUGAUGUGCAUGGGAAGUGUGCUAAGAUGAAGAAAGAGGAGUUUGACAUGUACUAUCAAGGUUCUCUUGGUGAACUGAAAUGUCAAACAUGUGAUGAAGGCUUUAACACAAGAAGAGAACUCUCUGAACAUAGACAUAUGUUAAGCCAUGAUGGUAGGGAACCAUAUAUAUGUGAAUCCCUUUUGGAAAGAGUAACACCAGAGCCGACCAAUGGACAAGAAACUGGGGUAGAUAAAAUGCCAGUCAUUGAACUGAAAUGUGGAGCAAAGUUUGGAAGUAAAGCACAACUGGAUUCACACAUUACUACCCAUACAGGCAUCCCACAAUAUAACUGCAACAAAUGUUCAGUGGUAUUCACCAGCAAGAAUGCCCUGGCAAGACAUGCCGGUGUACACAGCACAAAGGACAAGCAUUUCUGUUCUUUCUGUGAUAAGGUUUUCUCAAGUACUGGUACUCUGAGAGUACAUAUGAACAUACAUCUUGGAAUGAAGCUAGACUGUGAGGUUUGUGGUAAACAGUUCAACCAAAAGCCCAACCUCAUAGCCCAUGCAAGAAGCCAUACGGGGGAGAAACCUUACAAGUGUCACUUCUGUGACUUUGCAGCAGCCAACAGGACUAACUUCAAGAGGCACUUAGAGCGCAAGCAUACCCAUCGCCAGAGACAGUAUGCAUGCAGUGUUUGUAAUAUGGCCUUCUAUGAAUUGAACACGUUAAAGGAACACACUCUUAUCCACCAGUCUAUCCGGCCAUUCCAGUGUGAGUUGUGCAGUCGUGCCUUCACACAGAGAUCAACUCUGGCCAGACAUAAGAAGUCUGGUACAUGUAACAGGCCCAAGUCCCGCAAGUUCCUUGUGUCUAGCUCUGCCCUGGAGGAGGCAGUCAAAUCUUCAUUAGGACAUAAAAUCAAAGGUCUGCCACCUGGUGUUCAAGUGCGUAUCCAGGAUGACAACACUGGAAUGGGCAUCCUCACUGACAAAGAUGGCGCCCCAGUUGUAACAUCAGAUGGGAAAACCCCUCAGUAUGUAAUGGUCAUCCAGGAGCCCAAUAGCUCUAAGGAGGGGGACCAGGAGAACCCCAAUGAAGAAGAUAUGGAAGUAGAACAUGUGGAAGGUCUAACUGUCCCAGAACACAUGCUUAUCACUGAGCCUCCGAAACAAGCAAAGUCUGGUAUAAGUGGCAUAAAACAUCAGAUUCCUUUACAGUUGGAUACAUCUGAACAUCACGGUGGAUUAAUUGUAGAUGAAAACAGUAUCCCCCAAGGAAUUAACAUUCCAGGAAUACAGUUUCACAAAGGAAGUGAUGGUCGUAUCUAUGUCUUGGGAGCAUCUCAACAAGCAUCUGGUGCACCAGUAGUUGAUAUAGAACAACAAAGUGGAAAAGCUGAAAGCCAGAUUACCUUUACAAAUCUAGCUCAAUCAAGUCAGCAGCAGGAUGGUGAGAUUAGGGGCUACACAAUUGUUGAGAGAGCUGAAGAUAACCCUGCUGGUGAAGAGGAUGGCGAGACUCAGAUUGCUUAUGUCAGUGAAGAUGGACAGAUUGUUAUCCAGCAAAGUACAUCUGAGGACUCUUCUCAAGGACUCCAGCAAAUGGAGGUCCAGGAAGUAGCCAUGGAGACACAAGCAGACGAGGCUGCCAUGGAAACACCAGAUGAACAUAUUGUCAUGAAAACAACUAAUGAUGAACAAGUUCCAAUUAUAAUUGCUGAAACUGUUGAUGAAGGUGGUGAUGCUAUUGAAGGUUCAGAUAGUGUGGCUCCUGAGGUUACAGAUAACACUACUACCACCCUUAGAGAUCUAAAUGAUGAAACCUCAAUUGAGAUUGCAAGAAUUAUAUCUGAAAUGGGUACUGUGGAAAAUAGCAACUGACUUGUGUGAUAUACAUUGUAUAUAUAACUUCAUUUACAUUGAUUCAUUAUAUACAAAUAUUUUUGUGACCGUUUCAUGCAUUAGAAAGCUUGAUGGAAGCUUAAAGAUAAUCGACUGGCAUUUGUACAUAAUGGCAAUUUAAAUUAAUAUAAUGUUAUACAUUUAUAUCUUAAGAUGUUUUUUAUCAGACCCUUGGGUCGUGCUAUAUUGAGAUCAUUUUGCCAGGCAUAAAUGUUAAGGUGGCCAUUUUUUGUCUGGUAAAGUUUGUCUAGACACUUCUAGGAAAACCGUUUUACAGACUGAUUUCAAAUUUUCAGGGAUGUUUCUUUGUAUGAAAAUCUAAAACUGAUUAGAUUUUUG
Owenia fusiformis is the source of this 5598-nucleotide messenger RNA. NCBI's taxonomy places the organism in Eukaryota, Metazoa, Annelida, Polychaeta, Sabellida, Oweniidae. The record is from the annotation of a GenBank genome assembly.